This is a messenger RNA of Esox lucius (northern pike), 3968 nucleotides long. RefSeq names its product Scm like with four mbt domains 2 (gene sfmbt2). Gene Ontology annotation, molecular function: histone binding; transcription corepressor activity. The record is from RefSeq and is a predicted model, not a curated record. Gene Ontology annotation, cellular component: nucleus. Gene Ontology annotation, biological process: regulation of DNA-templated transcription. The transcript is spliced from 22 exons. Lineage: Eukaryota; Metazoa; Chordata; Actinopteri; Esociformes; Esocidae. The coding region runs from base 221 to 2962 and encodes 913 amino acids.
GAUGUGGGAUGCCAUAUUGGAACGAGGAUUUGGCUCUGUGCUGUGCAGUUGAAAGACGUCGCUCGUUGGCUUCUACAGAACGGAAAAGGCUCGCAAAUUAGACGCGAAAAAAACUUCAUUAAGUGGAGUGAGGAAGAUGCAGUAAAGACUGAGGAGUCUGAAGACAGACAACCAGACGGACGGAUACAAAAAGUUAAGGCUACUGGGUGGAGAGAGCAAGAUGCAGUCCCGCCCACAGGACAGGCCAUUGGUGCUCUCGGCAGGAAAAUCCAACAGCCUAACCAAUGGUAGAGAAGAUCAGGUGCAUUCAGAUGUAGACUCCACGGAGGAAGGGGCAUACUUCAAUUGGGAGGAGUACUUAGAGGAAACGGGGGCGACGGCUGCCCCUCAUUCUGCUUUUAAACACGUUGAGAUCAGCCUGCAGAGUAGCUUCCAGCCGGGGAUGAAGCUGGAGGUGGCCAAUAAGAGCAGCCCGGACACCUACUGGGUGGCCACCAUCAUCACCACCUGCGGCCAGCUGCUGCUGCUGCGCUUCAGUGGCUACGGGGACGACCGCAAGGCCGACUUCUGGUGUGAUGUCAUGACCGCUGAGCUCCACCCCGUCGGCUGGUGUGCCCAGAACAACAAGACCCUACAGCCCCCUGAAGAUAACGUUUACCUAAGAAAAGCCAUCAAGGAGAAAUACACUGACUGGACGGAUUUUCUCAUCCAGGACCUGACUGGCUCACGGACCACACCGGCAAAUCUUCUGGAAGGGCCUCUGAGAGGCAAAAACACUGUUGAUCUGAUCGUGGGGGGUUCCAUGAUGGAAGUUCGUGACCUCACUGACCCCUCCCUCUACUGGGCUGUUCGGGUCAUCCAGAACAUCGGCGGUAGGCUCUGCCUACGAUACGUGGGUCUCCAUGAUGAUGACGCCCACGACAUUUGGUUGUUCUACCUGGACGUGAGGCUUCGCCCAUUAGGCUGGGCUCAGGAGAACUGCCUGGAACUCAGGCCCCCGGGAGAGUUGCAUGGCCAGAAAAGUGCCAACGAAUGGCAUGACGCCCUCGAGGCCGCUUGGAGCGAAGCCCGACGGAACCCUCUACCCCUGGAGGUUUUCAAGGACCAUGCAGACCUGACCAAACACUCAUUCAGCGCUGGCAUGAAGCUGGAGAUGGUGUCACCAUGGGAACCACUCCACAUCUGCCCUGUAUCUGUCACACAGGUGUACAAUGAGCACUACUUCCAGGUCACAGUGGAUGACCUCAGUCCAGAGCCCAAACCCCUGUCCCUGGUUUGUCAUGCUGAGUCUCUCGGCAUCCUGCCUGUCCAGUGGUGUCUGAAGAACGGGAUUGGUCUACAGCGGCCCAGGGGCUGUCUGAGCCAGGACUUUGACUGGGCGGACUACCUGAAACAGAGUGGGACUGAGGCCGCGCCCGACGCGUGCUUCCCUGGCGCGUGGGAGAGCCGAGGCUUUGCUAAAGACAUGUGGCUGGAGGCCGUUAACCCUAUCAAGCCCGCCGAGGUGUGUGUGGCUCAGAUUACACAGGUCAGAGGUCGCCUGCUGUGGCUCAAACUGGAAGGUCUGCCUAUGCCUGUUUCUGAGUGCAUUGUGGAUGUCCAGUCCAUGGACAUAUUUCCUGUAGGAUGGUGUGAGGCCAAUGCUUAUCACUUGACUCCACCACUAAAACCUGCCUCCCAGCAGCAGAAGAAGAUUGCUGUUGUCCAGCCAGAGAAGCAGUUGGCUCCACCCCAACCUGCAGAGACAGUCCCUCUCAACCUCUGCCAGCCCGUUGCCAUGGAUACAGGCUCGGCCAAUGGGAGAUACUGCUGCUCCAGGAUCUACGUGAACCACCGCUGUUUCUCCGGGCCCUACCUAAACAAGGGUCGCAUCGCUGAGCUGCCGCAGGCCGUGGGGCCGGGGAAAUGCACUCUGGUCCUCAAAGAGGUACUGAGCAUGCUCAUCAAUGCGGCCUACAAGCCUGGACGUGUCCUGAGGGAACUACAGGAAGUAGAAGACCAACAGUGGGACUGCCACGAAGAGACCCUCAAAGCCAAAUAUAAAGGGAAGACUUAUCGUUCGUCCAUCCGCAUCGUGCGUCUGGCAGAGCAGAUACCAGACUUCUGUCGUAAAGUGUGUGCGAAGCUGCAGUGCUGUCCCAAUCUCUUCAGCCCUGUCCAAGUCACAGACAAGUGCCCAGAGAACUGCUCCAUACAGACCAAGACCAAAUACAGUUGGUGUGUGCGUGCACGAACAAAUACAGUAAUUUUCUUCAAGUCGUAUUACUACGGCAAGAAGAGGAAGCUGUCCAAGCCGUGCGGGGCGGAGGAGAGUCUGGAGGCCACACCCACCCGACGCAGAAAGAAGAGGAAGGCCAUCUUCGUCCAGAAGAAACGGCGCUCGUCCACAGUGGACCUAACUCCUGCUGGAUCGCCGCAGAACAGCGACGAAGACGACGACGAGGAUUACCUGAUGAUGCAGUCGGGCAGCGAAGAGGGCACAGGCUCUGAGCCGCGCGACGACCGCACCGACACUUCCUCGGUGGAGACGGGCAGCACGCGGCCGCGUCGCGCCGUGACGUUGCGCAGGGCCACGCACACAGGCAUAGUCACGGACGGCCUCGAGGUUCCUGACAACAGGAGGCGGAGCACUCGAUCUCUGUCUUACAACCAGGGCAACAAGUACCACCCCCCCAAGAGGGAGGAGAUGCAGGUGGAAUGCGGUGAGGAGGAGGGCCGGCUGGUGUUGGAGAGGAACCCCCUGGAGUGGUCAGUGCAGGACGUGGUCACCUUCAUCACCUCCACCGACUGCGCUGCUCUUGCCAGCAUCUUUCAGGAGCAGGACAUAGAUGGCCAAGCACUGCUACUGCUCACACUGCCCACAGUACAGGAGUGCAUGGAGCUUAAGCUGGGUCCUGCCAUCAAACUGUGCCACCAGAUCGAGCGAGUCAAAGUGGCCUUCUACGCCCAGUAUGCCAACUGAAUCUUGGCACUCACCUGGCACUUCUAUCCCGGAGCACACAGACUGGAAAUGAUCUGCCCGGUAUGCCUUGAACCGAGGAAGAGGAGAGGAGACUGCUUCUUUUUUUUUUUUUUUUUUUUUUGCCAAAACCUGGAUCACCUGAAGGCUUUGAGGGAUUCUGGAAUUGUGGACAACACAAAAUGGGAUUUCUGAACAAGUCUUUAAUUCUGAUCAGAGAAUCAGUGUGAUACUGUGAGCCACAAAGGAUGUCUGAUAAUUAAAGUGACAUCAGAGAAAGCGGGGUAGGAAAUACCCAUACAUUACAACCAGCAGGCAGAGAUGUUGGCUCAGGUUUCCACAGUGCUGUGUGGAAGGAUCCAUUGACUGUGAAUACCUAAGUUCUGUAAAUUUGAGUGAAUCCAUACAGAAUAGAGAUCUGUGAAGAAAAUGAUCCAAAGUGAGUAUCGUUUUCUUAGAACAUUUUGUUUUCACAUAUUUUCCAUAAUUUCCUAUUUGAGACUGAUUGCCCCGACAGUGUUUCAGAUAUGAUCAAAUGUCAAUCAAUAUUUGUUCAAUGCUUUCCCUCUUUUGAUAUAUUUAAGUAAAAUGUAGUUAAUAUAUUUGAUUAACAAAAUUUGAUUAUUAACCUACAAUAAUAUAUUUGCAAUAUUUAUUGUUUUCCUUAUUUAAUAGUUAAUAUAUCUCAAUUGGAUUAAGAAAAAUAUAUUUAAAGAGUUAUUUUAGGCUUUUGAAAUGUCCACCAAAUAUCAAAUAUAUAUUUAAGGACGUUGAUGAGUUCUUCAAGUCAAUAAUAAUUUUGUCUUAUCUGUUUUUGCUUGGGCGCAUACAAAGUAUGGCCAUGUCAUUGUCUCGUUAACAGUUUGUAAAUAGUCCUGAAUUUACCCAAAAUCCUUUUCACUUUAAGUUGUUUUAGCAAUCAUGUAAAAUAUGUUGUAUCUAUGCAAAAUUCAGGGCAGAUAUUUUUGAUAACUGUUGAUAAGAAAAUAAAUUUGUACUGAUUUUGUAA